Messenger RNA from Trichoderma citrinoviride, 2494 nucleotides. RefSeq lists its product as hypothetical. The record is from RefSeq and is a predicted model, not a curated record. Gene Ontology annotation, biological process: DNA-templated transcription; regulation of DNA-templated transcription. Gene Ontology annotation, molecular function: DNA-binding transcription factor activity, RNA polymerase II-specific; zinc ion binding; DNA binding. Bases 5 to 2494 code for a protein of 829 amino acids. NCBI's taxonomy places the organism in Eukaryota, Fungi, Ascomycota, Sordariomycetes, Hypocreales, Hypocreaceae. The transcript has 2 exons.
AAAGAUGGACGACCGGCCGGCGAGGCGGAUGCGGCUGGGGACCAGGUCGUGCGCCGAAUGCCGCCGCCGCAAGGUCCGGUGCGUCUUCGAGCCCAACAGCUCCAUCUGCCGCGGCUGCGAGCUGCACCAGACGCCGUGCCGCGCGCAGCAGCCGCGGGCGCGCGACGGCGACACGCUGCUGCGCCAGUCGCAGCUGCAGGAGGCCGUGAGCAUGUCGCAGCUGCAGUCGCAGUCGCUGAGCCACGCCCAGCUGGCGGCGGAUAACGCGGCCCUGCGUCGGCGCCUGGCCGAGCUCGAGGGGCUGGUCGGCAGCAUCUGCGAUGCCAUCGACCCGCCGGCCGGCGAUGAGUCUCCGGGUUCGGGGUCGGGGGUUGCGGCGUCUACGGCCGCUUCGACCACCUCGGCUUCGUCGCCCAAGCAUCAUACCGCCUCCGAUAUCACCAGCAGGGCGAUCCAGGUCAUCAACAAGCUCCGCAGCCACGGCCUCUUACACCCGGGCCCGGGCCAGGGUUCGAGCAACACCACCAAUCCCAGUAUCCCCAGCAACCCCAGCAUGUCCGGCAGCAUCCGCUCCUCAUCCUUCCGCUCCCCCUCGUCCCUCGACCAAGAUGCCACCUCCAGCCCUCCCGAACCCGCCGACAAUGGCAACAAUAAUGUCACCAACAAGUCCGCCAUAUCCUCCGUAGACGCCCCCUUGAUCCACCUCUUCCGCGACGCCCUCAUGAUCCGCGACUCCCAAGGCGACCUCUACGACGACCCCGAGGACCCCUCCGUCCUGCACCUCAUGAAGGAAUCCCUCCGCACCUUCAGGCCGCCCAUCCCCGACCCGGAAACCCUCCGCCUCGUGCUCGAGGACUCGCACAAGUUCUGGUCCAUCUGGCCCCCCUACUUCUUCGCCCCGGACCUCCCCACCACCAUGGACGCCAUCACCAUCGACGCCGCCGAGGCCUACUUUGCGCACGUCCUCAACGUGGGCCGCGGCAUCGAGUUUUGCUCCGCCAUGCUCUUCCUCACGCUGUGCAUCCAGCAGCUGCCGCGGCACUGGAAGCGGGCCAUCGUAUCGCCCAACAUCCCGCGCCAGACGCUCAUUGAUGCCUAUAUCCGCUUUGCAUGCGUGUUGCUGGCCGUCGAAUCUGACGAGAGCGUCCUUGCCGUGCAGUGUUACUUGCUGCUGCACAAAAUCCUCAUCAACAUGGGCCGACCACAGCGGUCCUGGGUCGCCAUCCGCCACGCCAUCAGUGCCGCCACGCUCAUCGGCCUCGACAGGCUCGAUGCCAGCGCCAGCCUCCAGCGCAAGAUCCUCUGGACGCAGGCCUGGAUGGUGGAACGCCAGCUCUGCAUCAUGCUGGGCUUCCCUUCGGCCGUCACGUCCCGGGGCACCAGAGACGAGCCCUCCCUUUUGGAGGUGCUCAGUCCUACACAGAAAGUCCAUCGCCGCCUCUGCAUCAUCAUGGGCCGCGUCAUCGAGCGCAACCAAAGCUCGCCCGCAGCUUCGUACGCCGUCACCGUGCAGCUCGACCAGGACAUGGAGGACCUGAAGAAAGACUUCCCGGCCGAGUGGUCCGGAGGAUACUACGGCCCCGAGGCAACGACUGAAUCCAUCUACCACGAGGAGGCGGCCAAGAUCUUUUACUACUCGACGCUCAAGCACAUCCACCUCCCAUAUAUGCUCAAGGCCCGGUCCGACCGCCGCUACGAGCACAGCCGGCUGUCCUCGAUGGAAGCUUGCCGGGGCCUCAUCAAGAGUUAUCUCCGCCUCAGAGGCUCGCCCAAGUCGGAGGUCAUCCAGUGCGAGAUUAUGGACUUUAUCAUCUUCACUUCGGCCAUUGCCCUGAUCCUGGGCAUCUUGACACCCGGCGCUGCGUCAGGUACAGAGGCGUCCUCGGCCUCGUCGACAAUGUCAUCAUCGCCGGCAUCGCUUACACAACACGCCGAGGAGUGGGCGCUCAUCGACAGGCUGAUUCGCGAGCUGCGCAAGACAAACGCCAUACUGGACUGCACCGUCGCCAAGCAAGCCGCCGAGGUGCUCGAGACGCUGGUGGCUGCUGGCAUGGGCACGUACUCCGCACAGGAGGACUUUGCCCUCGUGGUGCCGUAUUUCGGACGCUUGCGUAUCAGCCAGGGACGAGCCCCAGACGCAAACGACACUACUCUCAACAAUAGCAACCCAAACCCUACUUUCGAUGCCUCCGCCAUCAACACAAAUAGCAUUGCCGAUGGCACCAACCAUACCUCGUCCUUGCCGGACUCCAACUCUGCUUUCUCCUCCAUCGCACUCUCUUCCCUGCAACCAAAGGACAUGUCUGGGGACCCGUACUACAUACCCACGCCCGGAAACGUAAUCGAAUUCAGCUCGAAUGACUUCCUCAACAGCACGUUCAGCGACUUUGACUUCCAGAUGGAUCUCAGCCAGGACUGGUGCUCGAUUGUGGAUCCGGGGGUGUAUGACUGGAGCACCACACUCAACACGUGUCCUAUGAACUUUGAGUCAUGA